AUGAGUCGCAUGAUGGGUUUGCUAGAUCUCGAGAAACACUUCGCCUUCUACGGUGCUUAUCACAGCAAUCCGAUCAACAUUCUAAUCCAUAUCAUCUUCGUAUGGCCGAUUGUCUUCUCAUCUUUACUUCUUCUCCAUUCUGCGACCCCGAUUCUCGAUCCUGCUCAAUUGGGGUUUCCUCAAUCGGUGACUCUCGACGGUGUUCUCCGAUUCAAUGUUGGGUUUAUCUUCACCGUGAUUUACGCUCUGUUCUACAUCUGUUUGGAUAAAAAAUCUGGAUUUGUUGCGGCUCUCAUGUGUUUCUCUUGCUGGGUCGGUUCCAGUUUUCUCGCUGCUCGAUUAGGAGCUUCUCUAGCCUUAAAGGUUGGGUUAGUAUCUCAGCUGAUAUGUUGGACCGGUCAAUUCCUUGGCCAUGGCUUGUUCGAGAAACGAGCACCUGCGCUAUUAGACAAUCUAGUCCAAGCUUUUCUCAUGGCUCCUUUCUUCGUGUUACUCGAGGUUCUUCAAUCGGUUUUCGGGUACGAACCAUAUUCCGGCUUUCAAGCGCGUGUGAAUGCCAAGGUAGAAAGUGAUAUAAAGGAAUGGAGAGAAAAGAAGCAAAAGAAGAACAAGAUCACCUAA
This is a messenger RNA of Arabis nemorensis, 621 nucleotides long. Lineage: Eukaryota; Viridiplantae; Streptophyta; Magnoliopsida; Brassicales; Brassicaceae. The record is from the annotation of a GenBank genome assembly.